CCCGAAGAUCCGAGACUCUCAUCACUAUCGUUUUCUCCUCUGUUUUCUCCGUUUUCCAACUUCCAAUGCGCGGCAAACCCUAAUCCUCAGCUUUGGUAAAUGCUGCGCGGUAACAACGUAUGUUGGCCAUUUGAUCAUUGUUAAGCCCUCAGGUUGUAAUUUUUCAACUAGCAGAACAAGUUUUUGCCUCAGAAAAUUCAUCCGUCAAUUUGACCUCUAUUAUGGGGCGCAGUGACUCUAGAUCACCUGCCAGGGGUCGUGGAUCUCCUCGUAAGAGGAGCCCUUCACGCAGGGAAAGGUCACCUGCUCGGAAAAAGAGUUCACAUGCUGCAAGUUCAGCUGUAGCAGAGAAGCCUUCAAACCGUAAUAGGUCCCCGAGACGUGCAAGGUCAAGAUCUCUUGUUCCUCUUUCACCUGCAACAGAGAGGCCAUCUAGUCGCAAUAGGUCCCCAAAGCGCAGAAAAUCAAUCUCCCCUGCAUCUCACUCCCCAGUCAGAGAGAAACCCUCGAGUCGCACGAAGUCUCCCAAACGAGCUAAGUCAAGGUCUCCUGAUUCGAGGUUGUUACAGGUAGAGAAGUCUUCAGGCCGAGUCAGGUCUCCUAGACGUGCCAAGUUGCAGUCUCCUGAAUCUCGCUCACCCUCACCACGAACAAAAAGACUAAGGAGAGCAGAACAAGAGACUGAAGAAAAGACAAGGGGGCGCGAGCCUGAGAAAAACCAUGGGAGAGCUAGUGGUAGGGCUGCUCUACAUAGGGAGAAGGAUUCUGAUAGAACAGUGCCUGAAUCCCGUUCACCGUCACCACGAACAAAAAGACUAAGGAGAGCAGAACGAGAGACUGAAGAAAACUCGAGGGAGCGAGAGCCUGAGAAAAAUCAUGGGAGAGCUAGUGAUAGGGCUACACAUAGGGAAAAGGAUUAUGACAGAACGGUGCUUGAGUCCCGUUCACCGUCACCACGAACUAAAAGACUAAGGAGAGCAGAACCAGAGACUGAAGAAAAGUUGAAGAUACGGGAGCCCGAGAGAAAUCAUGGAAGAGCUAGUGAUAGGGCUACACAUAAGGAAAAAGAUUCUGACAGAAUGGUGCAAAAUGAAAGGAGAGAGAAAAGAUCAGGAAAGGAUGCACUGGAUAAUGGAUCUUCUAAGUCAAGAAAUGGUCGAUCAGCUUCACCUUCAGAACGUCAGCAUAGGAGUCGGCACAGAUCGAGAUCACCUGCAGCAGCGGACACGAGAGCACGCGAUGAGAUGACAAGCUCAAGGAGAGGUGAACUCAGGAAUGGUGAUGAUGACUCCUUAUCUAAAAUGCAGGCGGCAGAGGAGGCCUUGCAAGCUAAAAAUAAAGACAAGCCUUCGUUUGAGCUCUCUGGAAAGCUUGCAGCAGAAACUAAUCGAGUAAGAGGUAUAACACUUCUCUUUAAUGAGCCACCAGAUGCUAGAAAACCCGACGUACGAUGGCGCUUGUAUGUUUUUAAGGGUGGUGAAGUCCUUAAUGGUAUAUUUGCUGGAUCCUUCUAUUUAUUCAUUCUUCCAUCGUAGUGUAUGUUUCUUUUGAAUUGCUUCAUACGUGGCUCCGUUUAUUUUUUAAUUAUUUUAUUUUUCGUUGACUUGUAAUACUCAAAAUUUAACAAAUGUAUUAUAUGUGCCUUCUUAAAUUGUAGUGUCAAUUUGCCAAUAAUUAGCACAUUGUAUUCCUUUUUAUUUGUUUAAUAAUCAUAGUGUUGGGACAGCCUGCUUCUUGAGAUGCAUUAUAUGUAUCAUUUGCACCUACCAAGUACGCGUGCAUUCCUUUUCUUUUGGGGGGGACGCUGAACAUAUCAUUCAUAUCUGCCUACUGAUAUAUGUCUUUGUUUGUUGUAAUGUGGUCAGUAGAAAUCAUAAUCCAUGGAUGGCAUCCAUUCCACCUGCCACUGCUAGUAAUUCAAGUGUAAACUUGGUUCAAGUUUAAUGUCCUAUCUGACUUUUGCUUGCCUUUAAAGAUGAAAUAUGGUAGGAUUAUGUGAGAUUCCCAGUAGUUUAACAAAACUAGAUGGUCUUCCUCUUAGUUUGUAAAAUUCCAGAAACCUGUAUUCGCUAAGAGUCACUUAGGAUGGUAUCCAUUUUGAGAAUAAUUUGACCCAAUCACUCUGAUGACAUUCUUUUGUUAGGUUUUUUCUUGUAUUUUUGCAACUGAUUCAUGCAUUAUAUCCAAUUCUGUAAUACGUCUAAGGUCAUGACCUAUACAGUCUUACAAAUUUCCAUUCUUUGAGAAACAAGGGAAGAAAAAAAAAAUCAGAAAAUGCCAAUGCCUUGGUCCUUAUUAUGAUACCAUAAAAAGCUUUGCUAAACUCGAGCCAUAUGUUAAAGUAGAGGGGUAGUCUCUCGUUUCUUAAACUAGAUGAGAGUGUGACGGGGUCACUUGGUUACUACAGGAGAGGUAUGUCUAAUUGACCCUAAAAAUGUUGGCUGCGCAUGUUUCAUUGAGCCGGAUAAACAUACCGCUUUUAUAUAUGGUUAGUUUGAGGGUGUGUCUUUGAACUUUUAAUUUAAAUUAUUAAAGUGGAUUUUGGCGCAGUCAAGAUGGAAUACAUGCCAUUUCAAAUGGAGGGAAUAUCUCUUA
Nicotiana tabacum (common tobacco) is the source of this 2595-nucleotide messenger RNA. NCBI's taxonomy places the organism in Eukaryota, Viridiplantae, Streptophyta, Magnoliopsida, Solanales, Solanaceae. The record is from RefSeq and is a predicted model, not a curated record.